AUCCGCACGGGGUGCAGCAGCGAGCCCAGGCCUGUUGUGGCUGUGAGAUCCAGCCCCUUGGCCUCCGUGUUCCGCUCUCCCUCGACAUGCUAGCGUCUGUCCCCAAAGCUUGCAAUGGGUCAUUCUUGGCUGAUCCUCUUCUUGGCCCUGGGCACCUCUGUUCUUGGUCACGACGGAGGCCAGGAGCUGGUGACGGAGGCUCCAACUGGCCAGCAGCAGGCACUUUGCCCUCCAGAUGAUGACCUGGCGUUGUGGCAGGAGGAGAAGCUGCCGGUGCCCAGAUUUAGCAAUUGCAUGCUGCAGUGCACCUUCCACGCUUACAAAGCCUACGAGGCGGCGCUGGCAAUGGGCAGCUUCCAGAGCAUGAUGUCGCUGAAACUCAAUGAAGGCAGGGAAGGGGCAGAGCGUGAAUUCUGCUGGAUGCUUCACCUCCGUUGCCAGAGGGGGGACCGUCUCACCAAAGCUUUCGUCCUGCUGAACUUGGAGCAGCCUCCGGAUCGGAGCAGGCCAUUCCCUUUCCGCCUCCUCCUGACUGCUCCUUCUUUGCCCCCUCACCGCUUGCAACCCCGUUCCAGGAGACGGGACACCAGGCUGUUGAGCGGGGAAGCCUGCGGCAUCCGUUUCGAUGUGACGGAGCCCUUCCGCAGCGCCGAAGGGGGCCGGGACGCGGAAAUGUGCAUCAAAGUCGUGUGUCCUCUGGAGAAAGGCAUCUGCAAGGGCCCGCCGUUCAGUCUGCGCUGCCCACCCUUCCUGGCCACUCUGUGGCGCAGUCUGCCCCGCCCUGACUGCUAAGCAGGUGGAGGGUUGCUUCUGCAAUGUAAUAUGGGGGAAGAGAAGGGGUGUACAGAUCCACUUGUGCACAUACACUCCAGUUCAGCUGUUGAGGCAAUCUUAGGACCGGUUUCACUGCAGAGUUCAUUUUUAUCUGACAGUGUUUAGAUGGCCUCAAGAAAGCCAGUCUGGUAUAGUGGUGAAGGCAUCAGGCUAGAAACUGGGAGGCUGGGAGUUCUAGUCCCACUUUAGGCAUGAAGGUGACCUUGGACCAGUCACUUUCUCUCGGCCCUAGGAAGCAGGCAAUGGCAAACCACUUCUGAAAAACCUUGCCAAGCAAACUGCAGGGACUUGUCCAGGCAGCCUCCAAGAAUCGGACACAAUUGAACGGAUCAAAAAAUUGUCUCAAGCAGUACACAUAUGUGUGUACGUGCGCAGGCCACAACUGCACGCAUUGGUUCAUGCAUCAAUGCAAUAGCAUACAGUAACGACGGGAAGCUAGUUUUCACUCUGAGAAUGAACCACCGCAAAGCUCAGUGCUUAACAUGCCUCCUUCCCUUUCUACAUUAGGUAUCUAAUCAGAUCUUUCCUGCAAAUACAGAAAUGGGGUUGCCCUGGCUUAUUCCAUUACGCCAGCCUUUCUUAACCUUUUGACCCUGGAGGAAGCCUGGAAAUAUUUUUCAGGCC
Candoia aspera is the source of this 1458-nucleotide messenger RNA. RefSeq lists its product as uncharacterized. NCBI's taxonomy places the organism in Eukaryota, Metazoa, Chordata, Lepidosauria, Squamata, Candoiidae. Bases 115 to 792 code for a protein of 225 amino acids. The record is from RefSeq and is a predicted model, not a curated record. The transcript has 2 exons.